AUGAGCCCAGCGGCUAAGCCGAAUCCACCUUCUCCCCUAAGCCUGAACCACACUCUCGCCGGCCUCGGACUCGGUACUUCCCCUUCCAGCUCAUCGGUCCGAUCGACACCAUCGCCGUCUAGCGACAUGACAGGCGCCGCGAGCGAGGAGGAAGAUAGGGCGAGAGCUUUGGUGGAUCUCAGUAUUGCCCUUAUUGAUGCGGCAUCGGAUGUGCUGGAGGGGAACAUACAGACGGAUGAGGAGUUGACCAAGACGAGCGUGCUCAUGCCGGGCGGAACGGUCGGGAAGCACUUCAGGCACGUGAUUGAGAUGUUCCAAGCCUUCAUCAACGCCCUGGCCGAGCAAGAAGGAUCGUCGAGCGGCCUCAUCGAGAUCGACUAUGACGCCCCUUCUCCGAAAUCGCGCAAGGCCAUCGCCCGCUCCUUACCGGCUUGUCGAUCAGCGAUGAAGGGCAUACGUGAUGGGCUGCUCAAAUGGGAGGCCAAGUCCCAGGAGGGCGGGGCAGGAGGCGGGAAGGGGUUGGCGAGUGAGAUGCAGCGGAAAGUCAGGCUGGUGGCGGUCACGCCGACGAAGCAGGUUAUGGAGAGCAGUGUUGGGAGGGAGCUUUGGUUCUGCUCAUUGCACGCUAUACAUCAUUUCUCAAUGUUGAGGACGAUAGCUGUGCAUGAGCUGGGCCUGAGCCUCCCGACCGAGUUCGGCACAGCACCCUCGACACUCUUGUACCGCGCCCAGGAUUGGAAGCCCCCGCCAGAGCGCAAAGAGGUCCGACCGGCCAAGAGCAAGCUAUAA
Molecule: messenger RNA, 789 nt
Organism: Dioszegia hungarica
Lineage: Eukaryota; Fungi; Basidiomycota; Tremellomycetes; Tremellales; Bulleribasidiaceae
Exons: 5
Coding region: 1-789 (262 amino acids)
Source: RefSeq, a predicted model, not a curated record